AUGGGCUACCACGGGAACGAGUGGCCUACAUGUGGCAGUUUUUCUAUUCGAGGGGGUCUAGAAAGCGUGAUUAAAGAAAUGGAGUCAUGGAAUUUAUCAGUAGCUUUAAAGGACUGGAUGUUUCAUGCGUUCUUCAUUGGUCUUCAACGUAAAAAUGGUACAGAAUUUUACACGUACCAGGUUCUUUGGAGUGUUCCAACUCCAGCAUAUCCUGAACCUCAAGUGACGGUCAGCGUGUUUUUUUACAUUGCAGCAAGCCCUGUUUACCCCUCUCAUUACCCCAUCGAUGUCUCGUAUGGUUACGAAGGAUAUCAAUUUUUACAUAAAUUGAACAUGAUCUUCAGGCCCAAAUUUUUGUACGAUAUCUUGGAUAUGAAAACGUUGAUGUUUAAAUCUUUCAAUUUCUGA
This is a messenger RNA of Hylaeus anthracinus, 408 nucleotides long. RefSeq names its product A-kinase anchor protein 14. Gene Ontology annotation, molecular function: protein kinase A regulatory subunit binding. The record is from RefSeq and is a predicted model, not a curated record. Bases 1 to 408 code for a protein of 135 amino acids. Gene Ontology annotation, cellular component: cAMP-dependent protein kinase complex. The transcript is spliced from 3 exons. NCBI's taxonomy places the organism in Eukaryota, Metazoa, Arthropoda, Insecta, Hymenoptera, Colletidae.